Scomber japonicus (chub mackerel) is the source of this 1597-nucleotide messenger RNA. It is a transcript of the gene pycr1a, whose product is annotated as pyrroline-5-carboxylate reductase 1a. Gene Ontology annotation, biological process: L-proline biosynthetic process. The transcript is spliced from 8 exons. The record is from RefSeq and is a predicted model, not a curated record. Gene Ontology annotation, molecular function: pyrroline-5-carboxylate reductase activity. NCBI's taxonomy places the organism in Eukaryota, Metazoa, Chordata, Actinopteri, Scombriformes, Scombridae. Bases 85 to 1050 code for a protein of 321 amino acids.
CUAGGUAGCAGGGCCACGUUGACAGCGUUGUUGUUUUGGACAGUCAGACGGUCCACUCAGGGGCAUCUUCCUUAUAGUAGUAGAAUGAGUGUGGGCUUCAUAGGUGCGGGCCAGCUGGCCCACGCUCUGGUGAGAGGUUUCACAGCAGCAGGCGUGAUUGCCACCCACAAAAUAACAGCCAGUUCCCCAGACACAGAUCUCCCCACAGUACAGGGACUCCGGAAACUGGGUGUGAAUUUCACUACCAGCAACAAAGAAACAGUGAACAAGAGUGAUGUACUCUUCCUGGCUGUAAAGCCCCACAUUAUUCCUUUUGUGCUUGAUGAGAUUGGAUCAGACAUAGAAGAUCGUCAUCUUAUUGUGUCCUGUGCUGCAGGUGUCACCAUCAGCUCCAUAGAAAAGAAGCUGCAGCAGUAUCGCACAACCCCAAAGGUAAUGCGCUGCAUGACAAACACUCCAGUAGUGGUGCGUGAAGGGGCCACCGUGUACGCCACAGGCACCCAUGCAGAGGUGGAGGAUGGAAAGCUUCUGGAGCAGCUGAUGGCAAGUGUAGGAUACUGCACUGAGGUAGAAGAGGACCUGAUUGACGCUGUUACUGGCCUGAGUGGCAGUGGUCCUGCUUAUGCGUUCACAGCUGUAGAUGCACUUGCUGAUGGUGGAGUGAAAAUGGGUCUACCCAGGAGGCUGGCUGUACGCCUCGGAGCCCAGGCCCUGCUGGGGGCAGCUCGAAUGUUGUUAGACUCAGAGCAGCACCCCGGGCAGCUCAAGGACAAUGUCUGCUCACCAGGGGGCGCCACCAUUCAUGCCCUUCAUGUCAUGGAGAGUGGUGGCUUUCGCAGCCUCCUCAUCAACGCUGUAGAGGCCUCCUGUGUUCGUACGAGGGAACUUCAGUUUUUGGCAGACCAAGAGAAAAUUUCCCCAGCUGCUAUAAAGAAGACAACUCUGGACAAAGUGCUGCAGCAGCCAGGAGUGACAGUGGACGCCGUUGGAGGUAGAAGUCGUGGGAUCAGUGUCUUCAACAACAGCAAUCCAAAAACGAAAAAGAACUGAUCCUUUUUCAUCACGCUGGGAAACGAUGCAUUGCAAUGCAACCUGUCACAUCACUAAGGAUGCUGUAAAUCCUGUUGACAAACCACUACUGCCUGAUGAUUGUUGAAAGAUGAGACAACCUAGUGGAUUGCCAUCUAGAAAAAAAAUGUGAUGAAACCUAACAUCAGAAAAAACUGUAUAAGAAAUGUUUUAUUAAAUGCCUCUCCUCUGCCAGGCAGUUCUUCCUCCUUUCAAGCUGUGAUCUCAUUCCUAUCUUGUCACUCCUGAUGGUCAGUUAUUACACUUUGAGAUAGAAUGAUAAUUUCCAUAUCUGGUGAAUUUGGUUUCAGGGAUCUUAUUUUAGUUGGUUCUUUCUGAUGUUAGUAGGCAAAGCAAUCCAUUGGGCUGUAGUAAUGUUAUGGUUUUCUGGAUAUGGUAGCCUAUUUAUGCAGUCUGAAAUGAUGUUUUCAUUCAAAUAUUUUCCUACUUAAACUUUUCUUACACACAAUGCCAAAGGAUAUGCACUCACUGGUCUCUUCAUUAGGUACACCUGUGCAAUCUAAUCUAA